AUGUUGCCUCUAGUUCAGAUGCACCAUACGGUGCCACAAGCGCCAAACUUCGAUCCCCUCCCGCCCUUCCAGCAGCCACAACAGCAGCAGCGCCAGCAGCAGCACCACCAGCCAGAAGACUACCUACCGCACCAGCAUAAUUACCAUCUACUCCCUCACUUCAGCACGCAUACUUUCAAUCAGAACUUACGCUGCCUGCCAGCCGGCUCGGCGAGCGCUGUUUUCCCUGACGGCAAGACGCCACGAUCCUUUCCAAUCCGGACUUCACACCCAAAUCAACCGAUUCAGCGCCGUACGACAGCCGCAGGCCAGUCGCAUUUCCUUGACGGACCGGAACACCAGUUGCGACGUAAGACGCCGAAUGGCACUAUUGAAGCUGGCUACGAUGGUUCUCAUGCUCAAUACGCCUCGAGGCCUCCGCCCCUGAAGCAGAUGGCGCUCCCGGCCGUUCAGAUGGCCUAUGAUAUGAACCGCCCUCAUCAGACAACCGACCAGAUCCGCAAUUCUCUACCUGUCCGUGAUCACGCAGGCAGUAGUUUGAACACGACGCCUACAACGUACCAACUAUGGCCCCUUGCACAGGACUUGACGCACCAGUCGAUGGCCUCUUCGCAAUAUGGGUUCAACACUCCAGAUACGGCUGCGCUAUUUGGCUCUACUCCUCAGCUUCAUUCACGGUCUACGCCGUUCAACACCAGCUCUUACUUUCUGGGAACUUUCCCUUCAGAAAAUGCCAUCCCAGGAAUACCACAUGUGGCCAACUCGUGGUUUCCGGCGCAUCAGCAAGAGCAGAGCUAUGUCGGCCCGCCGAUGCAUCAUACCCCGUCUCCAUCACCAUCAAUGUAUGACCAUCGUUACUCCCACGUGCAGAAUCAGAUGCUAGGACCAUCUGCCCACUUCACUCCGCCGGAUCCCUACGCUCACCUUUCGGCAUACGGAUCUGGCUUUCUGCAGCCAUCUCAAUGUCAUUUGGAGGCUCUAACGCUAGAACCGCACCAAGCUGUUAGCGCUGUUGAUUCCAUGAACAAGACACAUCCAUCCGCGUACAGAGAAAGAGUGUUAGCUCAAGCACACCGAAGCUAUGUUGAUUUACUCGCGCUCUUGCAUCACGGGCGCAAAACUCAGCAGUUGAGGCCCGGCUCAGCUCUGAGCACUACCUCGAGAAUGGUGGUAUAUCCCAAACCGCCCAAACAGCCCAUCGUCACCUUGGCCCCAGACCUCUUUUUUCCGGGAGACGCCGCUAUGAUGGCCAACGCAAACCUCCGGAACACACAAGACAAUAUGCUGUUCGGUUCCUUGGGAGAUAAAUCGUCGCUCCCAGCGCAUCACGUUGGCUGGAACGGGGUCACGGGUUUCCGGCACAGCAAUUUCCCGGUCGCGAACUCAAGUGGCUCCUUGUAUCCGAACCAGAUCUCGAGAGGCUCACCUCUGGCAAACGCUAAAAGCUCCCUAGAGACUCUCACCCGUGUAUGUGAGGUAACCGGAUGGAAAUGGAUUGAUGGUGUUCUACUGGGAGGCUGCUUACAUUACGGCCUGGAACACUUCGAGGAAGCCUUGGAAUGGUUCACCCGAAUCACUUCACUGGAGCCAAACCAUGUGGAAGCAGUGUCGAAUCAGGCAGCCACUUUGUACUGCCUCAACAGACAAGACGAGGCGGAGAAUUGCUGGUUGAAGGCGAUUAGAACUCGACCGCAAUAUCUUGAAGCAGUAGAGCAUCUGGUCGGUCUGCUGUACAAGAAGAAAAGUGUCGACGCGGUUGAUGUCAUCAGUUUUGUUCAAAAGUCUCUCAGGCUACCAAAGGGCUCAACAGGAGAGGCUGGCUAUGACGCUACCGCCGCCCGAAGAGAUGCUGCUUCUGGCUUGGCGACUAGCCUCCUUGACGAGAGCCAAACCCAACCUGGCUUUGGUUCGAGCGGUUAUGCCAUUCCAGGUACCGAGAAUGGACGCAUCCUCGCAUUAGUUCACGCCAAAGGGACAAUGCUGUACAGUCUGAAAGAUAUCGCGGGGGCGUCUGAAGCCUUUGAGGAAGCCGUCUUGAUCAGCGCAGGAAGAAGAACAGCUUCUGUCCAGACAUUGGUCCGACAGAUUCAGCAGGUUUUGGCACCAAACGGCAGCAAUCACCCCUUCAUCGACCCGGCGACGCCGUCUCGCCCCUUGUUACUGCCUCCUGAGCAGGCGAGGCGCACGGCAAAGCUGGUAUUUUCCAACAACGGCGAUCUCCCUGGCCUACGAUUUGUGCCUGAGGGCGGCCCUAAGCGAGCGGCAAUUCAAACUACGAGCAACUCGCUACUUUCUCUCGCCAAGAUAUUCCAGGAUGCCAUGUCCUCUGGAUCGCAGGCUGCGAGAUUGGUGAGGAAGUCGGCUGGCGUUGGUGACAUUCUCUCACUUUACUAUCUUUCACUGUCACUUCAAGAGAGCCCGUCUACGGCAAACAAUGUAGGCAUUCUACUUGCUAGUGUACAGCAGCCCAUGGCAGCUACUUCGAGUCAGACUUUGUCGUCAUUGCCUAGUAUUCCUGGCAUUACCCCUGGCAGCGGACUCGCUUUGGCUUUUGCGUACUAUAACUACGGACUCACACUGGAUCCGAAGCACGUUCACCUGCACACCAAUCUCGGUAGCCUUCUCAAGGACAUUGGACAGCUAGACCUUGCAAUUCAGAUGUAUGAGCAGGCAGUCCAGUGCGAUGGAAACUUUGAUAUCGCCUUGACAAACCUCGCAAAUGCCGUCAAGGAUCGGGGGCGUAUCAGCGAUGCAAUCACAUUCUACAAAAGGGCGGUUCACUCCAAUCCAGAAUUUGCAGAAGCAGUGUGCGGGCUAUCUACAGCCUUGAACUCGGUUUGCGACUGGAGAGGCCGAGGCGGCGCACUCCUACAGGGAGGCACGUACGAUCGCUGGCACGUCGACAAUGACGGCAUGUUUUUCGAUGCCACAAAGGAAGACCAAGGAUCCGGCCUAACGAAGAAGGUUGUUGACAUUGUGUCUCGCCAACUCGCCGACGCGUCAACUUGGGGCGUUGGCGUUUUACAAGAUAACGACAUUGCAUCGUUGGUUGCACAGCUAUGUUUGGCCGACGGGAAAUCAACAGACGCCCAUUCCGACUUCUCGGCAAAGCUACUCAGCUGGUCCAAGAAUCCUUGGGAAGGAUCGCGUCUCUUGAGGCUCGUGGAGCGUGGUGCACGGGCAGCGAUGCGGCGAUGGUAUUGCGACAAGUAUGUUCGGGGCUCAGUGAAGUCAACCUCGGAGUACAUGCGUCCUCAGUUGCCAUCCACCCUCGCUGUACCGUCCGCUCCAACAGUCCUACCAUUCCAUACCUUCACCUGCCCCUUGACAGCGAAGGACAUUCGUAUGAUAUCGCAACGCAAUGCCUUCAGGAUCUCCUGUUCGACACUUCGCUCCCCCUGGCUUCCAAAAACUGUCUACCCCCCACCUGCGCCGCCAUCGCCUCGCCUUAAUGUUGGCUAUGUUUCCUCAGAUUUCAAUAACCAUCCCUUGGCUCACCUUAUGCAAUCUGUUUUCGGAUUUCACGAUACCACUCGCGUAAAAGCAUUCUGUUAUGCUACGACAGCGAGUGAUAAAUCUGUUCAUCGGCUGCAGAUUGAACGUGAAGCGCCAGUGUUCCGAGAUGCCAGCACAUGGACUUCGGACAAGUUAGUGGAGCAAAUCGUUCAAGACAAUAUUCACAUCCUUGUCAACUUGAAUGGCUAUACUAGAGGUGCUCGCAACGAAAUCUUUGCUGCGAGACCAGCCCCGAUCCAAAUGUCCUUCAUGGGCUUUGCCGGCAGCUUAGGUGCCGAGUGGUGUGACUAUCUGCUUGCAGAUGCCACAGCCAUCCCCCCGGAGACACUACGCCCUUGGCGUGGUAAUCUCUCUGUCAGAGACAUUUUUGAGGACAAAACUGAAGAAGGCGAUGGAGGAUGGAUCUACUCGGAGAACAUCGUGUUCUGUAAGGACACUUUCUUUUGCUGUGACCAUGCGCAGUCGAGCGACCCCGAUGAACAUAAAGUUUCAUGGGAAGAUGAGCAGCGCCGACGGUGGGGUAUGCGGAAAGAGCUGUUUCCCAGUCUACCCGACGAUACUGUUAUCAUGGGAAACUUCAAUCAGCUAUACAAGAUCGACCCUACAACGUUUCGGACGUGGCUACGCAUCCUGGCACAGGCCCCCAAGGCCAUCCUAUGGCUCUUACGAUUCCCCGAGCUGGGAGAAACGAAUCUUAGGAGGACGGCGAAGGCCUGGGCUGGGGAAGAAGUUGCUAAUCGAAUCAUUUUUACGGACGUGGCGCCGAAGAACCAGCAUAUAUCCCGAGCUCGCGUCUGCGAUUUAUUCCUCGACACUCCCGAAUGCAACGCGCAUACCACGGCCGCAGAUGUAUUGUGGUCUAGUACACCUCUCCUAACACUACCACGAUACCCCUACAAGAUGUGUUCGCGUAUGGCGGCGUCGAUUUUGAAGGGCGCGCUGCCCAAAGGUCCCGAAGGGGCCGAGGCAGCGAAAGACCUCAUCGCCGGCAGUGAAGAGGACUACGAGCUCUUUGCCAUCAGAUUAGCGAAUGGCUUAUCCUAUCAAAUCGGCCGUGGUGGCUAUGGCGAAGGCAGGGGUCGCUUGGCAACCUUGCGUAAAACACUCUGGGACAGCAAAUGGACGUGUGCACUUUUCGAUACCAGACGAUGGGUGGUUGAUCUAGAGACGGCCUACGACGAGGCGUGGCGACGCUGGGUGGCAGGAGAGGACGGAGAUAUCUACUUGUAG
Colletotrichum phormii is the source of this 4746-nucleotide messenger RNA. Its product is annotated as tetratricopeptide. Gene Ontology annotation, molecular function: protein binding; glycosyltransferase activity. The transcript is spliced from 4 exons. The record is from RefSeq and is a predicted model, not a curated record. The coding region runs from base 1 to 4746 and encodes 1581 amino acids. Gene Ontology annotation, biological process: protein O-linked glycosylation. Lineage: Eukaryota; Fungi; Ascomycota; Sordariomycetes; Glomerellales; Glomerellaceae.